Molecule: messenger RNA, 819 nt
Organism: [Torrubiella] hemipterigena
Lineage: Eukaryota; Fungi; Ascomycota; Sordariomycetes; Hypocreales; Clavicipitaceae
Source: the annotation of a GenBank genome assembly
AUGACAGCCACAAAACACAAUGUCGCAACGACGCUAAACUACUGGGACGACCCUGGUGAUGGCUCCAAGCCCACGCCCAUCAUCAUUGGCAACGGAAGAAUCACCAACAAGCGGCCUCACAAACCAUGGGAUUUCGUGGUAACCGACGUCAGCGGCGACGAAGAGAAAUACUCACUCGAUGGCCAGGGCUUCCAAUAUUGCCAACAUGAAAGCAAGGAGCAAGCAUUUACAGACGAUAAACACAUUGAGGAACUCUACUACAAAGAGUGUGAGGACCUGAUCAAGUCUGUUACUGGCGCGCGCGACGUGCACAUCUUCAACCACAAAGUCCGUCGGGGCCCAACCCAAUGGCACCAUCUCGGAUUUAACAACUUGGCCAACCGUGGGCCCGUCACUCGCACGCACGUGGAUCAGUCCUACGACGGUGCAGAGCGUCGUCUACGCUUCGAGAAGCCCAACGAUGCCGAUGAGCUUGUCAAGCGCCGGUAUCAAAUCAUCAAUGUCUGGCGGCCGAUUGAACCCAUCCUCAAAGACCCCAUUGCAGUGGCAGACUCAACAACUGUUGCCGAUGCAGAUCUCGUCGGCGCUGAGAUGACGGAGGACGGCUUCCUAGGCGAGUCGUGGGUCGUCCGGCAUAACCCACGUCAUUGCUGGUAUUACAAACACGGAAUGACACCGAAGGACGUGUUGCUCAUCAAGUGUUUUGACAGCAACGACCAGGUUGCCCGUCGAGCGUUGCAUUCGGCUUUUGAGGACCCCGCGUAUCGCGCUUGCGAGUCCAGACAGAGCAUCGAGGUCCGCUGUCUCGUCUUCUACUAA